Messenger RNA from Helianthus annuus (common sunflower), 2029 nucleotides. RefSeq names its product outer envelope protein 61. The record is from RefSeq and is a predicted model, not a curated record. NCBI's taxonomy places the organism in Eukaryota, Viridiplantae, Streptophyta, Magnoliopsida, Asterales, Asteraceae. The coding region runs from base 123 to 1859 and encodes 578 amino acids. The transcript is spliced from 11 exons. Gene Ontology annotation, molecular function: protein binding.
AUAACUCAGGCCACUGCAAUUUCUCCCCCAAAAUCGAUAUCAAAUACGCAAUCGUUCGCUUUAAAUUUUGCUUCUCUUAUUGUUGUUGUUUGUGCGAAAUUGAUAUCAUUCGUUAAAUAAGGAUGUUUCCCGGUAUGAUGGAUCCGGAGACGAUCAGACUCGCUCAAGAACAGAUGAGUCGCAUGUCACCCGAAGAGUUAUCCAGAAUCCAGCAGCAGAUGAUGUCUAAUCCUGAAUUGAUUAAAAUGGCGUCUGAUAGCAUGAAAAAUAUGAGACCUGAAGACUUGAAGCGUGCUGUAGAACAGUUGAAGUCUACUCAGCCAGAUGUGUUGGCUGAAGUUGGUGAGAAGAUGGCAAAUGCAACCCCUGAGGAACUUGGUGCUAUGCGAAAUCGAGCAGAUGCAAAAAUAAAUUAUCAAUUAAAUGCAGCCCAUAUGCUCAAGCAAAAGGGGAAUGAGCUUCAUAGCCAAGGAAUGUUUAACGAGGCAUUAGAGAAGUAUUUAAUGGCAAAAAACAAUCUAAAAGAUAUACCUGCAUGUAAAGGGGAAACUCUUCUCUUAGCUUGCUCUCUUAAUUUGAUGUCAUGUUACUUAAAGACAAACCAGUUUGAUGAGUGCGUUAAAGAAGGUAUUGAGGUAUUGGCAACUGAUGCAAGAAAUGUUAAAGCUCUUUAUAGGAGAGGUCAAGCAUAUAAAAGUUUAGGGCAACUUGAAAACGCGGUGUCGGACUUGACAAGAGCACUUGAUGUUUCUCCUGACGAUGAAACUAUUGCAGAUGUAUUAAGGGAUACUAAGGAAAAGUUAACUGAAAACAGUUACAAGGAUACAGAGAGGGGCUUAAAAUUAGAGGAGAUUGCUGAUGAAGUCCCGACACCAGUAUCUGCAAUGUAUGAAACUUCGUCCUCAGAAUCUUCUUCCGGAAACACAAAAGAAAGUAGCGAACAAACGGUUUGUCAAAGUGAGAACACUAGUGGUACUAGUGUUCUUUCGGCCAAUACCGAGCAUCUUCAGGCUCUUAAUAAUGAUAAAGAUUCUAUCAGAUCGUUUCAGAAUUUCAUGGCUCGAGCUGAUCCAGAAACUCUAGUAUCCUUGGGUGGUGGAAAACAUGAAGGGAUAUCUCCUGAUAUGGUGAAAACUACUUCAAAUUUAAUUACCAAUAUGCCACCUGAAGAAUUUCAAAAUUUGCUCGAAAUGGCUUCUUCCUUCCAGGGGAAUAACCCAUUAAACAGCUCAAACCGUGGGCCAGGCAUGCCAGGUGCCACACCUGACAUGCUUAGAGCCGCGACUGAUAUGAUGGACAAGAUGCCACCAGAAGAGCUUCAAAAUAUGUUCAAAAUGACAUCGUUAACAGAUGGCGGUAUACGAUCAAAUGAAUCCAGAUUGAAUACGAAUUCAGACGCUCGAGAAAAAUGUGAGAAUACGACACUUAGUGAGGAUAUUGGUGAGAGUAGUACUUCUACAGGGGUUUUGAAUUCAACAAAUGUUUCUCAUCAACCUAGCUUCCCUAGUUCAAGCUUUGAUAUGCAAGAACAAAUUAAAAACCAAAUGAAGAAUCCCGCUAUGUGUGAGAUGAUGUCAUCAAUGAUGAAAAACAUUAGUCCCGAGAUGAUGACAAACUUGAGUGAACAAUUUGGCUAUAAACUAUCACAUGAGGAUGCAGAAAAAGCGCAGCAAGCAAUGUCGUCUUUAUCACCUGAAAGCCUUGAUAAAAUGAUGAAAUGGGCAAACAGAAUGCAACGAACCGUUGAAGGUGCAAGAAAUACAAAAAAUUGGCUACUUGGAAGGCAGGGGUUAGCAAUGGCGGUAAUUGCGCUCUUGCUUGCAGUUUUCCUGCAUUGGCUAGGCUAUUUUGGUCAUUAAGCAGUAGUAUAUGGUUUAGUUAAAAGAUACAGUAUGGAAGUUGAGUAAAUGUUCUUUAGGUGAAAAUCAAUCAAACUGGAACACAUGAUCUUUGUCAUAUAUCCUAUGUACUGCUGGUCUAUGCUUCGUGGCACGUGACUGUUUUAAGGUAGUAGUGAUGAAGUUCUUUA